Phialemonium atrogriseum is the source of this 1575-nucleotide messenger RNA. RefSeq lists its product as uncharacterized. The transcript is spliced from 4 exons. NCBI's taxonomy places the organism in Eukaryota, Fungi, Ascomycota, Sordariomycetes, Cephalothecales, Cephalothecaceae. Bases 1 to 1575 code for a protein of 524 amino acids. The record is from RefSeq and is a predicted model, not a curated record.
AUGGAGACUCCACGAUGCCUCAAAUCUCUGCUUGCAUUCGCAGGGAGCAUUGGUCUCGCCCUUGCUUGCCCGCAGAACAUAGUGAGCUCUCGAACUCUGAAGGUUCCGAACUCUCCACCCCCAGGACGGCAGAUUGUCGACGGGAACUACCAGUCCUAUUCGAUUGAGUACAGCUACAUGCAAGACUUUGCCGGGAACAACUCACACCCCAAUGAGUUCUCGGCACGCAUGCUCCAGAACCUCAAGGACAUCUCGGGAGCCUACCCCAUGAUCCGCGUGGGCGGCACCACGAUGAACAAAGUCGUGUACGACGCGAACCAGUCGGAAGCAGUGAUCCUAACAUUUGUGAACCCCACCGACGAUCAGCCCUCGCGGAUGACGAUUGGUCCGUCGUGGAUAGAGUCUUUCCACCAGUUCCCCGAGGGAACCCAGUACAUUUACGGUCUGAGUUUCUACGACCCGCAUGACCCCCUAAUCCAGGGCCGGAACGGGGUCGACGAGACGGUGGCCGAGGCAAAGCUUGCCUAUGACGGCCUAGGUGAUAGCUUGUACGCCUUCGAGAUUGGAAACGAGGUCGACUUCUGGCCGUGCAGCGUCAAGCCCUGCAACUGGACGGUGGAGCAGUAUGUCCCCCAGUGGAACGAAUACGCCAACGCUGUCCAGGCGGCGGUUGGGGAUUACGGACCCAUUUUCCAGGGUGGCGUCUUCGCGCCCCCCGAGGGAGUCGGCUACAACGAAACGCCCUUCUGGAACGUCGAAAACGCCGUCAAAUUCGGGAUGAAUCACACAAAGGCCAAGACCCUUUGCGACCACGAGUACAUGGGGGUCAACUGUCCCGGCUACGGACCCGUCCCAACCAUUGAGCGCAACCUGCUCAACCGUACCCAGAUGACGAGCCUGGUGUACAACCACGACUACCUCGGCAACGCGACUGCGGGCUUGGGAAUGAAGUACGUCAUUGGUGAGACCAACUCGAUCGCGUGCCAGGGAACUCCCGGGGUCUCGGACGUGUUCGCCGAGGCGCUGUGGUCGGUCGACUACAUCAUGUACCUGGCCAGCCUCAAGGUGGACCGCGUGCACUUCCACAUGGGCACACCCUACCGCUACAGCCCCUGGCAGCCGAUCGACUAUCUCAACAAGACGGCACAGGUCAAGCCGCUGUACUAUGGCAACCUCAUGACUGCCCGGGCCUUUGCGGGGGGCAACAAGCAGGUCGAGGUGUUGGUCAACGAGACCUUGUUUGGCGCCUAUGCCGUCUAUGACGCGGGCAAGGGCCAGGGCAAGUGCGGCGGCGGUGCCACACCCGAGUCCGUGGUCGUGACCAACAUGGCCAUGUGGAACUCGACGCAACCGGAAGGCCAGCGACCCUACACCAAGGUCCAGCUCCCCGUGGAGUUCAGCCAUGGCAAGGUCAGGAGGUUGACCAGUCCCGGCGUCGAUGUUGCCGAGAACAUUACCUUCGCUGGGCAGUGGGUAGAUGACCAAGGUUAUAUCCACGGAGACGAAGUGCUUGAGGAUGUGCAGGAUAGCUCGGUAGAUGUGGGUGCUGGUGAGGCUGUCCUCAUCUCCAUUUAA